AUGGCCUUUGCGGAGAUUCAGGAGCCUGGACUUCCGCAGGAGAUCUCGGUGAUAUUCGCUUUUUGUGCUGGACGCGGAGGGAGGUGUGGCCUAGCAUAUGUGGAUCUGGACGAGACGGAACGUGUGCUUUGGGCUGCCGACGUGUUGGACCCUGAAUUCACGGAGAUCCUCAGGCUGAAAGAGCGACUUCUUUGCCAGUCUGAUGAUGGCCGUGGGCCUGGGCGAGAAGAUGGGCAGCAGAGUUCACACCUCGUCGUUCGCUCGGGCCUGUGUGUUGUCCCAUCGCGCUCACCUCCACAGCUCCUCCAGUGCGCCCUAAGCCCUGUGGAAGAGUCUGGCGACAGCUUCCCCACAGCCACGCAGAAGGCAGGAGACUUUGAUGUGGAGGCCUCCAAGCUCCGUUUGGUGACCCUCUUCCAAGCAUUGCAAAGCAUGUCGAAAUCGAAGACAUCCACGUCGACGACCGCAGAUGCAUCAACGACUGCGUCGGAUGUGUGGGUCCCUGGACAGACGACGCCCUUGGCGACACUGGACCUUGGAAAUGAACAGUUGGUGCGGGCUGCUGGAGGUCUACUGAGGUUCUUAGAGCAAAACCGCAAGCUCCUCGGCCAGAUUGAAGGCCAAUGGCAGCCAUGUGUACAAGAUGUGAAGCUCUUCGCGCCUGAAGACUCCGCAUUCGUGGACGUGCAGACGCUAAUGGCCUUGCAAGUCGUCCAGGAGCACCGUCAGUCGCUGAUGCGCUUGGGCAAGCCUCGCGAGGGCCUGUCCCUCCUUGGCCUCUUGGAGCCCUUCGUCUCUUCGACAUCCGGGAGGAUCAUGCUGCGACGCUGGCUGCACCAGCCAAGUCGGAAUGUCGAGCUGCUGAAGGCCCGCCACGAUGCGGUGGAGUCCGUCCUGGGCCUCCUGCGCGGCAGCAGCGCCGAGCUCGUGAGGCAACUGCACCGAGAGCUGAAGGAGGUGCAAGACGUGCCAGCAAUCCUCUCACGCUUGUACCGCUGCUACCAUUUCGACAAUGUCGGUGACUGGCGGGCGUUGGCUGCGACGCUGAGCCACAUGUCGACGUGUCUGGAGUUGAUCACGCAGGCAUCGAAGCUGGGAUCUCGAGGCUUGUUCUUCUCGGUGCAAGGCGACGGAUUGGCGGAGGAUGUGCAGGCAGCCGAAAGCCUCUUGCAGCGAGUCGUGGACUGGGACGGGCAUUUUACAGAAGGCCACUUUGAUGGAAGCCUGGUCCAUGUCCAGCGUGGAGUCGAUCGGCGGCUCGAUGGGCUGAGACAGCAGUACCUCAAUAUCGAAAGCCAUCUGAGUGACAUCGCCAGCCUCGAAAAGAAGCGGCUACUGCGGCCACUCAGUCAAGGCCGCAGCUCGCUUCAGCGUGCUGUGGACUCUGUUCUGUUUCACUACUUCCCGCAGCUGGGCUUUCAUGCUUCCCUUCCCAACCCGAUGGCAUCCAGCGGGGAAGUGGAUGCCGACGCCAUGGAUUUCCUAAAGCGCAAGGGUUGCAUUCCCCUCCCGGCGGAGGACUGGAGCUAUCAGUUUGCAGGUGGGCCAAGGCUCUUCUACAAGUGUGACAUGGCUCGGCGCUUGGACACUGAGAUUGGUGACCUGGUGCUUCAAGCUCGGGACGUGGAGCUGCAGAUCUUAGGGGAGGUGUUGGAACGAAUACGUCGCCUCGAAGGCCGCUUGCGAAAGGCGGCGCAGCUUUUGGCCGAGGUGGAUGUCAUCCAGGCCUUCAGCUCUGCGGCGCUGCAAUACAAGUGGAAUCGGCCAAAGUUCAGCGCAAAGCCUGGUCUCUUGCACAUCGUGAGGGGACGGCACCCGCUGGUGGAGGCGAUGAUGACUGCCCACCAUGGUUUUGUCCCGAACAGUACAGAGAUUGGCCUUGAAGACCGCGAAUACCGUGUGCAAGUGGUGACCGGUGCAAACUUGGCCGGGAAAUCAGUGUAUUUGAAGCAGGUUGGGCUGAUCACAUACAUGGCGCACACAGGCUCUUUUGUCCCAGCAGAUGAGGCUGAGUUGGGCCUGUGUGACUUCAUCUUCUCUCGCAUACAGAGUUGUGACAGCGCCACUCGCAACUGCUCAACGUUUACUCUGGACUUGUGCCAGCUCUCUUUGGCCCUGAAGCAUGCCACCGCAUCUUCACUCAUUUUGAUCGAUGAGUUUGGCAAGGGAACUCGUGCGGUGGAUGGUGUGGCACUCCUUGGUGCCACGGUGGAGUAUUUCUGCCGGUGGGCGAAUGGCCCGAAAGUGCUGAUCACGACUCAUUUCACCGAGAUCUUUCGCAUGAACCUGGUCUCGCAGAGUGAGCCGUUCCUGCAAGUUAGCCACUUACGAAUAUUGCCUCCUGACGACUCUGAAGGAACAUCCCAAAUCCUGCCAGACACAGCUUCAGUGGGCUCAAUCGCCUACUUAUACCAAAUGGCAACAGGGUGUUCAGAAAAGAGCUUCGGUCUCGAAUGCGCUGCGCAAGCCGGCUUGGACUCAUCUGUCAUCAGCCGUGCAGCAAACAUCCUUGCCAUGCUGGAGAGCGGCAAUCCUGAACCAGAAGCCCAAGCUACUCCAGGACCAAAGCUGACUGAGCAGCAACAGGCGGUGUGUCAGAUGAUUGUCGAUCGUCUUUGCGCUCUUGAUCUUGACACAGACGACGAGGAUGCAUCAAAAGCGCUGCUGGCAUUUGUCGCGUCGAAGGCAGAUGAGAUUUCGUUUGGCGAAUGCACCACCUAA
Messenger RNA from Symbiodinium natans, 2721 nucleotides. The record is from the annotation of a GenBank genome assembly. NCBI's taxonomy places the organism in Eukaryota, Dinophyceae, Suessiales, Symbiodiniaceae.